GAUCGUUAUCGUUAACCUGGAGUUAGCUCCACCUGUCGGGAAUUUCUGGGGUUAGACGACAAACGAGACUAUCGGUGCGUGAUACCCACAUACCUGUUGCUCGUGUGCAUUACCUAUCGACUGCAACCCACGGGUAGGGCGUUGUCUCUUCACACACACAGAUCAUCAUGGCAAUAGAUAUUGAGAAGGACACCCGCCUGCACUGGGGUGACGUGCUUGUUAUUGUUGGAUACUUCAUCAUCGUUAUCAUCUUUGGAAUCGGGUCAUCAUGCAAAAACAGAGGAAGUAUUGGUGGUUACUUUUUGGCUGGAAGAAGCAUGCACUGGAUUCUUAUUGGCGCCUCACUGUUUGCCAGUAACAUUGGCAGUGGUCAUUUUGUCGGCCUCGCGGGAUCUGGUGCAGCUUCCGGGAUUGGAAUUGCAGUCUUUGAGUUGAAUGCGAUUUUUGUGCUGAUGAUAUUGGGAUGGAUCUUUGUACCGGUGUAUAUAGCGGCUGGGGUAUUUACCAUGCCCGAGUACCUGCGGAAGAGAUUUGGAGGUCAGAGAAUCCGGGUCUAUCUGUCCUGCCUCGCCUUGAUCCUGUACAUCUUCACCAAGAUAUCGGCUGACUUGUUUUCGGGCGCCCUGUUUCUCACCCAGGCCAUGCCGGAACUGAACCUGUACGUAGCAGUCAUCAUUCUGCUCAUUAUAGCAGCACUCUUCACUAUUGGAGGUGGGCUGACUGCUGUGAUAUGGACAGAUUUUAUCCAGACAGUCAUCAUGAUUGGUGGUGCUUUUGUCCUUAUGAUUCUCAGUUUCAUCGAGGUUGGAGGUUACGAAAAGGUCAUCAAGGAGUUCUUCGAGGCGUGGCCCAACACGACCCGACAACACUACGGCAACCCCAACGACAACUACUCGUACACCGAGUGCGGCAUCCCCCCAGACAACUCGAUGAAUCUCAUACGCAGCCCCGACGACGGCAACCUACCCUGGCCGGGAAUCAUGUUCGGUCUGACCAUUUCCUCUGUGUGGUACUGGUGCUCCGAUCAGGUUAUUGUACAACGGACACUUGCGGCUAAGACACUUUCUCACGCUAAAGCAGGCACCAUUAUGGCUGGUUAUCUCAAGUUUCUACCAAUGUGGCUCAUUGUCUUCCCCGGUAUGAUUGCCAGGAUCCUUUUCCCAGACAGGAUAGCGUGUGCUGACCCGGACGAGUGUGAGAAGAUCUGCCAGAGUCGCGCGGGCUGCACGAACAUCGCCUUCCCGACCCUGGUGCUGGAGCUGAUGCCGCCCGGACUGCGUGGUCUGAUGCUCGCCGUCAUGAUGUCGGCCCUCAUCUCGUCCCUGACCUCCAUCUUCAACAGCAGCAGCACCAUCUUCACCAUCGACAUCUGGAAGAGGUUCAGGAGGAACGCCUCAGAGGUUGAACUCAUGAUCGUUGGCAGAGUGUGUGUGUUGGCGCUGGUUGUCGUGAGUAUUGCCUGGAUCCCCAUAGUCCAGGAGAUCAAGGAGCUGUUCCACUACAUCCAGGCCAUCACCAGCUACCUGGCGCCCCCUGUGUGCGCGGUCUAUGUCCUGGCAGUCUUCUGGAAACGCACAAAUGAACCGGGGGCGUUCUGGGGUUUGAUGGCUGGUCUGUUGGUGGGUUUGAUUCGGUUCGCCUGGGAGUACUCCUACCCCGCUGUUCCGUGUGGCGACACCUCGGGGACCGUGAAGCCCGACAUCAUCGCCAAGGUGCACUACCUACACUUCGGCAUCCUGCUCUUCUUCAUCAGCGCCACCGUCACUGUGAUCGUCAGCCUACUCACCAAACCUAUACCCGAUGAAAAUCUGUAUCGACUGACGUUCUGGAGCCGCUAUGAAACUCGUGAACGUAUCGACAUCUCACCUGACGAGGACGUUGCUAACGCGGACGCCGAACCUGCUAAAUCACUCGAAUUUGUACAAGAGGAAUACGACACCCUUCCAUGGUACAAGAAGGCGUUCGAGUGGGUCUGUGGUAUCGAGAAGAUGGGCGCCGUCAAGCUCACGCCGGAACAGACCAAGGCGUUGGAAGCGAAGCAGACGUCAAUUCACGAGUCGAAGGCAUGGCGGCGAGUCCUCAACAUCAACGCUGUGAUCCUCAUGACGCUAGCCGUGUUUGUCUGGGGGUUCUUUGCCUAAACCUGCCUGUGAGACAGACCACUAUUGGCAAACACUGUUGGCAGACAGUUUCAUUCGAUGGGUAGCCAUGGUAAUGGAUACCGGUGGACACGUACAUAUAUAUACAUAUUUAGCUUAUUUUUUGAGCGGGAGUGCCAUACGAAAUUUAUGAAACGAGUUUUGAAAUUGUUUUUGUUUGUUUUUCUCUCCGAGCGAGAGCGAGGGGUAUAAAAGUAUUAAAACAAUUACCAAACGAGUUCCAUAAAUUUUGUGCGACACUUAUGCAUGUGUGGUAAUUUAUUUUUUAUCCGCAUUCUGUAAAUUAUAACCAACAUUAAGUAUGAGCGUAUUCACUGCACAAUUGAUGUCCAUAUAAAUCUGAACGAGAAGAGCUGUAAAAUGCUGAAGUAUCACCCCAUCGGUACACACUUAGUAAAUGGUUCCCAUUUAUUAACUAUAAGAAAACAACAACAAAAGUUCAGCUGUGAUUAAUUACUUAAUCAGUCCAUGUAUUCAGUUACCUUUUUAUGUUCUCGUUACUGAAAGCAAGUUACAACGCCAUAGCUAAAUGGAUGAUGUCAAUUUCACAAACCGCAACUGUUACAAGGUUGCAGUCAGUAUAGACUAGUGACGUCAAAAGUCUGCCAUAACAAUAUGUUGGUACAAGCUAUAAAGAUUAUUAAAAAUAACACAGUAAUUAUGUAACCGUUUAUUGUAAAGCAUGCGGGUAAUAAAGUAUUAUUCUAUAAUCUAUGGUCACAAACAAGUUGGGUGUGGGGGAUCUGGGCACAUGCUCCCAUCGAAUACAGGUGCCCUUAGAUUCAUGUGAAGACAUAUGAAGUACAAUUGUGUUGGGUUUCUACUUUGUACAUCGUUUAAAUUAAUAUUGCCAGUCUGAUUGGUUGUAUUACUAGGUCUUCAGUAUGUGUAGGGUCUCAACGCUGAAUAGGUUGGAUUUACUGCACACUUUGGCCCCACACUUGGUGGCAUUUUAAAGCUGAAAUAUCAUAGUUUUAUCAUUUAACCAUUUUAAAUAAUUCAUCCCCAUUCUUUCGCCAGGUUUUUAUCAUCGCAUAGCAUUCUCUGAUAUCCUUUGAGAAAAAAAUCGCUAAUAUAGAUGUCUCAUUAAAAUGUGAUGUUCUCCAUUUUGACACUCGGAUAGCGAGGUUCCUUUUCACUGUUUUGUCUUACAUGCCGUAAAUCUCCCAUAUUUCAUAUCAUAUAAGAGAAGAAACGGUGAACUUCAUGUUGUUACCUGUUAUUGGAAAAUAUGACGAUGGUUCUGAAAAUAUACUUAUUUUCACAUUAGUAAUACGCAGAAUUCUAGCGUUUGUCGCAACGUUUUACAUUACGUCAUAGUAUUACAAAAUAUGGCUACAAAUGUUGUAUGGAGGCAGUUCUAUAAAGUUCGAUUAAACUGUAGGUGCGUUUGAAUUUUGCAUUAAAAAAUGUUAUAAUAUGAUAAAACGAGAUUGUAACUUUAAAAUAUGAUCAAAUACAGUAAUAGAAAUUUGCUGGUAAUAGAAAAGUAAUCAAAUCGAACCUUAUUGUAAAACAUUAAAAAUACACAUGCACAUGUAUUGGCAAUUUAUAAUGCAAAUUUAUCCAAAAAAAUAUUUUAAUUUGGGCAUUUUUAGCGAAUCGGAUUAAACUACCCCAGAAAAAAGGUCAAUAUAUUGACUCAAAUCCGACGAAUGAGGUCCCUGUUUUUUUAGGAAUAUAAUGAAAUUGUUAAAUGUACAAAAGGGCUUCUUCAUUUUCGAUUCCUUGGAUCCGCCGGUUGUAAAAGAUGUAAACUUGGAAAACAAUGAUCCCACCUCUGUGGUGUUAAAUUAAGCUUCUUAUGCCUAAAAUUAGUGCUGAGAAUUGAAAUGAACGUAGCUUCGCUACACAGCUACGUGUGCAAUAUUGCACGGGUCCCAAAACAUUGUUUAGUGCUUUCAAAUUAUGCCUUUAUAAAGUUUCCGUAUAGCAAGAGUUUCAGGAUCGAUUCCUGUUAACGUAAUGUGAUAAUCAGUGUAUAGGUCACGGAGUUAUAAACGAGCAAUAGCAAAUUUGUUAUUCAAAGUAGAAGCUUUACAAUUAUAAAUGUUUACUUUAAAACGAUUAUAAUCUAUAAAUGCGCUGCUAUUACUUUUAACUUAUAACAUGUCAUAACAUAUUUACAUACACUGAACACAAACAAAAACCCCACAAAUCGGGGUUAUGGUUAGUUCAUAGUUAGAAUAUGUUUACAUGAUUACAAAGACCCAUUUCUGUAAAAUGGUACAUCAACCUGUAAUGUUUCCGAAUCUCAAUAUUAUUAUGUUAAUCCCUUCUUUAAAAAACACCUGAAUUUAAUGUAACAAUUGUCUUUUUGUGUUCAGUAUAUUUGCUUUGCUGGUAUAUUUGAAUACUGAUUUUAUUUUUAAAGUGUCCAUAAUACAAGUUAGAAAUGAGUGUACGGUUCACAUAUCAAUAACUAACAUUGUUUUUGUUGUACAGGGCUUCUAAAGUAUGGUAGCCCCACUCCCAUGGCAAGUCAUAUUCAGUGUUGGGCUAGUAAAUAACUACUACUGCCAUGCCCAAUGGCUAGUGAAAAAAAGUUGUAAAAUCCUGCAUUUAAGUCUAUUUUGUAAAUAUGAGUAUCCUGCCUCCAUCUCCACCUCCCAAUCUUAGUGUUAUUAAUCGCUAUCUCUAUCUUUCGGUAACAUACUGAUUAUUACUAUUAGUAAAAUUGUAUUAAGUAGGGCUAGUGAAUUUAUAAUUGUGGCUAGUACAUUUUAAAAAUCACUGAUCCCAUGGCUAGUGGAUUUUGUAAAAAUUCUAAAAGCCCUGAUUGUAUCACUAUCAAGCAAUAAUAUUAGAAUCCUCUGUGUGUUUUAACGCUAAUUAACCAGUUUCCCCACGCAUAAGCAGUGUAUAAAUACUGUCAUAAUAUCACCUUAGAUUUGUGUUCAGAAUUCUAGUUGUGAUAUAUACACAGACACCUUGCAUAACAGGUAUCUCUUUUCAAAGGGUAGUUAGACGCGGCAUGCAUAGCGAUAUAUUUUAAUCUGUAUAUAAAGGCCACCUACUUUUUAAGACCACGUUUUAGGUGCCUUGUGUAGUCUUAAUAGAUAGGUGUUGAAUAUUAUAAUUUAGGAAAUGGAAACAUAUCGGAAUGUCUCUAUGAUCCAUUUCAUGUAUUUGUUGAUAAUAAAUAUAUACGCAAUCAGUA
Molecule: messenger RNA, 5319 nt
Organism: Gigantopelta aegis
Lineage: Eukaryota; Metazoa; Mollusca; Gastropoda; Neomphalida; Peltospiridae
Product: sodium/glucose cotransporter 4-like
Exons: 14
Coding region: 168-2141 (657 amino acids)
Biological process (GO): transmembrane transport
Cellular component (GO): plasma membrane
Molecular function (GO): D-glucose:sodium symporter activity
Source: RefSeq, a predicted model, not a curated record